AUGCAAUUCAAACUCUUCUCCAUGCUGGCCCUCGCCACCUUCGUCGUAGCAGACGAGGCUGUCGAGAAGAAGCGCGAUAUUGGAGAUGAUCUCGAAGGCAUCGCCUCCAGCAUCAAAGGCAGCUUCAAUAAUCUGAUAACGGCCAUCGGCAACAUCCCUCCAAACGUUGCCUCAGUCCUGGCAACCGCCGUUCCCCCGCCCACCGGCACGAAUAUCCAAAGCUACAUCAACUCCAUCGUCAGCGACGUGAACGACGGCACCCCGCCCGCCUGGUACACCAGCUUACCAGCCGAUGCCAAGAGCUUCCUCAGCUCCAAGGCCUCCGAGCUCGCCACUGUCAUCCCCACUGCUGCUCCAACUGCUGUUUCGACCCAGACGACAAGCGGAAACUACGCUCCGGCCGCCAGGCCAACCGGUGCCAUCAUGGGAAGCCUGGUUGGCGCUGCUGGUGUGCUGGGUCUUGCUGUUAUGCUGUAA
Molecule: messenger RNA, 477 nt
Organism: Histoplasma capsulatum G186AR
Lineage: Eukaryota; Fungi; Ascomycota; Eurotiomycetes; Onygenales; Ajellomycetaceae
Exons: 2
Coding region: 1-477 (158 amino acids)
Source: RefSeq, a predicted model, not a curated record